CCUAACGCGACCUAGUUGGUUCCUGUGACAACACCGCCACUCACUCUUUUCUUAUAACUGCGACCACAUGCAGACCUGAUAAACUCUCACAUUUCCCAACUCUCUCACAACGCUAAAUUUCCUCUCUCUAUUUCUCUUCAUUUCUUUUCGUUUUCCUUUUCGGGUAGAAUUUGCAAUCUUCCAGAAACCCUACCUACUGAUUCUCUUCCCAUCAGAUUCGAUACUCAAUUCGAUCAAACGGAGUUAGGGUUUUGAUUCUCUUCAACCUUUCGCACAAUUUAGGUUCCCGCACCUUCAAUCCUCUCUCCUCUGCAAUCGAAUAAGUGUUCGUGUUUAGGUUUUGAUUUGGGUUUUGGUUUCAUUUGGGACUAACGCAAAGGAUGUAUGCUGAUCGGGUGGAUGGUGGAACUCGGAGAUCAGUGAAGGAACGCCUUGAUGGGAAUUUUAGCACUGGUUCUACUCGCCAACACAGAAUCACCGGAAAGAGGCAGAGGGAAGAUGACAAGUGGAAACAUGAUCUCUAUGAGGAUGAUGAACCCCAGCUCUCUAAUCGCAAGGUCACUGCUCAAGAUCUUCGUCUGAAGCUUCAAAGGAAAGGUCUUCAUCCUGGAGGUCAAACUGGAAAAAGUUCUGUUCAUGGUGAGCGGGAUCUCCGUGAAAGGCUAUCAGGGACAAUGACUCAACAACCUAAAAACUAUGACCCGCCAAAGCCUAAAGUGGCCGCUAAACCUAGCAGUAAAAGUAUUCAUGUUGAGACUCCUGCAGUACAUAUCAACAGAUCAGCUAACCCAACUCCUAAAAAGUUGUCCCGGAAGGCUGACGCUUCACUGGAUGAUUUUUUGCAGUCAUUGGGUCUCGAAAAGUAUCUCUUAAGUUUUCAGGCUGAAGAACUAUUUGCUCAGGUUGAUAUGACUGCUCUCAAUCAUAUGACUGAUGAGGAUCUCAAGGCCAUGGGUAUACCAAUGGGACCAAGAAAGAAGAUACUUUUAGCCUUAGAGUCAAAAGGAUGACAUUUUGGUCUUGUAUCACUGUACCCUUUUUAUAACUACUUAUGUAACACAUUAGUAGGCUUAUGUUUUAAUUGUUUAAUUGUUUAAUUGUUUAUACUUUGGACUUGAUCAAGCUUUGCCUGUAAUUUUUAAAAAAUCCUUUUGGUGCUUUUAUUACCAUUUUCAAUCCUGUC
This is a messenger RNA of Glycine soja, 1183 nucleotides long. Its product is annotated as ankyrin repeat and SAM domain-containing protein 6-like. The record is from RefSeq and is a predicted model, not a curated record. The transcript is spliced from 6 exons. The coding region runs from base 381 to 1010 and encodes 209 amino acids. Lineage: Eukaryota; Viridiplantae; Streptophyta; Magnoliopsida; Fabales; Fabaceae. Gene Ontology annotation, molecular function: protein binding.